Aquila chrysaetos chrysaetos is the source of this 7333-nucleotide messenger RNA. It is a transcript of the gene SLC9D1, whose product is annotated as transmembrane and coiled-coil domains 3. Bases 490 to 2238 code for a protein of 582 amino acids. The record is from RefSeq and is a predicted model, not a curated record. The transcript has 13 exons. Gene Ontology annotation, biological process: proton transmembrane transport; potassium ion transmembrane transport. Gene Ontology annotation, molecular function: potassium:proton antiporter activity. Gene Ontology annotation, cellular component: membrane. NCBI's taxonomy places the organism in Eukaryota, Metazoa, Chordata, Aves, Accipitriformes, Accipitridae.
CGGCCGGAACGGGGAGGGAGCGAGGGAGGGAGAGUGUGUGUCUGUCUGUGUGUGUGUGAGGGGGAGAAUCCGCUGUUACCCGCCGGGAGGAGGCGAUCGGACUACAGGUCCCGUCUGACUCUGCGCUUAAAGGUGCCGCACCGGUAACCGGGCGCAGGGUGAGGAGGGGGGGCGGCCGUUGGUAAGGACCGGGUUGCCUCGGUGCCUUCCGUCAGCGGCCAUCGUCUCCUGACCCCCGCGUUGCCAUCCCGCGUUCCCGCUGCCGGCCUCCCUCCCUCCCUCCCUCAGGGAGAGGUACCGGCAGGCGCCGCUCGGAAGCCGGCCCGCGAAGAGAGGAGGAGGAGGAGGCGGCGGCGGCGCGGGGAGCUGCCCUCCGGCUGCCAUCGCUCCCAGCAUGGUAUGCGAACUGGAGAUGCAGAAACCAUGUAGCAGAAAGCUUUGAGCACUUGUGGAUUAUCAGUUUCUUCCAACAGCAGUAAAAAGUGAAGAAUGAAGGUGACUGGAUUUAUUUCCCUAUGGACGUUGGUUUCACUGCCUUGUGGUCAGUUAGCAAAUCCUGCAGAACAUGAAGAUGUAGUAAAGCAUGCAAUAAAGCUGCACCGUGGGAAAGGAGCUGUUAUCACUCAGAGAAAGCAGUGGGUGUUGGAGAGCUGCAGAAAACUAUCUGGUCUUCUUCGCCAAAAGAACGUUGUUCUCAACAAAUUAAAAAAUGCUAUAAGAGCAGUUGAGAAGGAUGCAGGACUGUCAGAUGAAGAGAAACUUUUUCAGGUGCAUACCUUUGAAAUUUUCCAAAAGGAGCUAAAUGAAAGUGAAAACUCAGUCUUUCAAGCAAUCCAUGGCCUCCAGAGAGCUCUACAGGGUGAUUACAAAGAUGUUGUAAAUAUGAAAGAAAGCAGCAGACAGAGACUGGAAGCCUUGAGAGAAGCUGCAAUUAAGGAAGAAAUGGAAUACGUUGAACUCUUAGCAGCAGAAAAACACCAGGUUGAAGCCCUUAAGAACAUGCAGCAUCAAAACAAAAGCCUGUCAAUGCUUGAUGAAAUUCUAGAAGAUGUCAGGAAGGCGGCUGAUAGAUUGGAAGAGGAAAUAGAAGAGCAUGCCUUUGAUGACAACAAAUCUACUUGGCAAUGGACACCUCAUUCUGGAAUGCAAAAUAGCCUGGUAAGAGGUGUAAACUUUGAAGCAGUUUUAAGGGUGGAAGAAGAUGAAGCCAACUCCAAAAGAAAUGCUUCAAAAAGAGAAGUAGAGGAUGAUUUAGGUCUUAGUAUGCUUAUUGAUUCCCAGAACAAUCAGUAUAUCCUUACCAAGCCCAGAGAUUCAACCAUUCCUCGUGCUGAUCAUCAUUUCAUAAAGGAUAUUGUGACAAUAGGAAUGUUGUCUUUGCCAUGUGGCUGGCUAUGCACAACAAUAGGAUUGCCAACCAUGUUUGGGUAUAUCAUCUGUGGAGUACUCUUAGGACCAUCAGGACUAAAUAGUAUCAAGUCUAUUGUACAGGUGGAGACGUUAGGAGAGUUUGGUGUAUUCUUCACUCUCUUUCUAGUUGGUCUGGAAUUUUCUCCUGAAAGAUUAAGAAAGGUAUGGAAAAUAUCUUUGCAAGGACCCUGCUACAUGACGGUUCUGAUGAUUGCCUUUGGUUUACUAUGGGGACACUUGCUCCAAAUUAGACCAACACAAAGUGUCUUCAUUUCCACUUGUUUAUCUUUAUCAAGCACACCACUGGUGUCAAGAUUUCUUGCAGGUAGUGUUCGAGGUGAUAAAGAAGGGGAUAUUGACUACAGCAGUGUACUACUUGGCAUGUUGGUGAUGCAGGAUGUGCAGCUUGGUUUAUUUAUAGCUGUCAUGCCUACACUUAUUCAAGCAGGAGUGAGCACGUAUUCCAGCGUUUUCAAGGAAAUACUGAGAAUACUGAUACUGAUUGGCCAAAUUCUCUUUUCUCUGGCUGCUGUUUUUCUUAUAUGUCUUGUUAUAAAGACUUAUCUCAUAGGACCGUAUUAUCGCAAGUUGCAUGGAGAAAGCAAAGGGAAUAAAGAAAUCCUCAUUCUAGGAAUAACUGCAUUCAUCUUCCUUAUGUUAACGAUCACAGAGCUGUUGGAUGUUUCAAUGGAGCUGGGAUGCUUCUUAGCCGGAGCUCUGAUCUCUUCUCAGGGUCACAUGGUUACUGAGGAGAUUAUGUCCUGUAUUGAACCAAUACGUGACUUUCUUGCCAUCAUUUUCUUUGCAUCCAUAGUUAGGAAAAUGUGAUCUGUGUGUUCUCAACGCAGGGAAAAAAUAAUUGAACAAGAUGUAUCUUGGAGACUACCUGAAUGCCAACUGAAAUGCAGCAUUGAUGCCUAAGUCCAGGAGAGUAACUCAUCAUGCUUGCUACCCAAAACAAGUUCACUCUGAGAAUAUUUACAGUUAACCAGUAGCUUCAUUUUGAACUGCUACAUGCUCUAGCUGUCCAUGCAUGCCCCCGUACGCUUUCACUAAAGGAAACUGAGGCACAUUACUGAAGUGCUUAGGUACAGUGAAUGAGGAGACAGGCCCUGUGAAAGCACUUGCCUCUCCUUGUGGAUUGUAUAGGAGAUGUGUGUCCUAUUUUGGGGGGCAUUGCAAGGUCUAAAAUAGGGGUUUGAAUGUGGCCCGUUGCACAAAUCCAACCUCCUUCAACCAACGCUUACUCAGAAAUCCUUAGGGUUUGGUUGUGUUUUUUUUCAAGACCACCCUUGGCUUUUCUUCUGGUUUUAUUUUAAGUUUUCUAUUGUUCUUUUUAUCGCCGUAUAUUUAUUCAGAUAAUAGUGAAGUCCCAUCAUCAGCAUAAUUUUAAUGCUUUUCCUUGUAUACCUGUUUGAUACCCAUUGUUUCAUAACAGAAACUAAAACUGUUUCUGGUGGUUAUCAAAAUAAAAAGGAAGUAGUUAUGCUUGCCAGUCUUGAUUUUUGUUUUACCCAGCCCAUGAUAAUAGAUUGUGCUGAUCAGAUUGCUUAGUAAUAGGUAUGUUUAUUUGAAUAACUUAUUUUUUAAUAAAGGGAGGAAAGUGGUGAGCUAUGGUAAAACUCUUGGGCCCAUAUAACUGACAAGGUUGGAUGAGUAAUUGCUAAAUGCUCACAGGUAAGUUGUUUAUGUGUUUUAGUAAAGAUGGUGAUGGAGCAGAUAGUGUUACCAGGGUUACAAAGCAUGACAAGUAAUUGUAAGCCCAAAGUUAAUUUUACAAGGGACUGAACAAAAAUACUGCCCUACACUCUUGUGACUGCAUAAAUUAAGACUAGAGAGAAGACUUCAGUACAGUACUGGAAAACAGCAAGACCUCAGUUGGCAUGCUGGAAGCACUCCAUAUAGCUUAUGUUAUACUGUAAGGAAAUUAUUUUGGUAGUUCUGUUACAGAAUUAAAAAAAAAAAUCUUUUUAACUGUUGUUACCAUUAUAAUUGCAAGAAGGGAAAGAAAAGAAAAUUGCCUCACAAGUUUGUAUGGUUUUACAGAAAAUGGAUGUUAUUCCUUCCUCAGAAGAAAGUUAGCUAAAAAUCAGAAAAAUGAGCUAUGUUAUAGGCCUCUGACAAAAUGUGACAAUGCUUGCUUGUAAAAAAAAAACCCAAAAAACCAAAUAAAACCAAACCAAAACACCCUACAAAAACCAAAGACACCCCCCUUCCCCCCCAAAUAAACGUUAUCCCCCCUUCCCCCUUUACUUUCAAUUACUUUCAGAUGCUGUGGUUAACAGGCAUUUCUGUGGGGUGGCAAGGAGGUAGGUUUUAAAACGAGUGAUGUGAUGUUGCAAACAAAACCUGAGUAAGAUAAAAAGUAUUCCUUAAACUUUUAAAAAAGAAAUCUAGUAAGAAAAGGCUUCUUGCUUGCUCUCUACUUAUAGAUCUACAAAUGCAAAUGUUAUGUAUCUAUAAAUACAUAGAGAUUUACUACAUGAAAUUAUGUAAAAGCCACAGGGAAAGAGUCUCUCCCCCUGCCUAAAGAGAAGGCUUGUUGCUAUAUGCAGCAAGCACCCUAUUAUAGAGAGCAGAAGCGCUUGAGAUCCAGAGGUGGGAUCGUACACCACUGCAGUAAUAACAUUUCCAUUCCUUUUAGAAUAAAGGAAUAAAUAGAAAAAUUUUACUUAACUGAAAAGUGACUGUAAAUAUGUCAUUUGCAAAAGUUAGUUCCUAUUUUGCUUGUCUUAAAUGCCUGCUUUUCUGUUCUCACUACAGAAAUCCUUCUGGUGUCUAAAAGCUGAGCUGUGAAUAGUACUUGUUUGUGUAAUAUCUGUAACAGUGCUCCUGCCCUUAGCUUGACCUGUGUAAUGCUACUGCUUUCAGAUUUGCACAUGGGUGCAUUUGGUGGAGUAACACACCUUUGCAGUUAGGCAUUAACAGCUGCACUUUGAGUUACUCUCCAUCUGUACAUUCAUUUAGGCCUGUGUGUGUUCUUCAAGGUUUCUGGCUCUAUGCUACCUGCUGAGGUUAGAAAGUUCCUGUUAGUCCCUGUCCUCACUAAUCUUUUUGAGAGAACAUGUGGACCAAUCCCUUACAGCCACAUUUUGAGAACUUCCUUUCUCAUUUCUGUUCUGGUACCUAGUACUUGGAUCCUUCCCUUUCCACCUCUGCAUCAUUCGAUUUUGUUUUGAUUGCUUUUUAGAAAGAUGGAAGGCAUCUUUGCAUAGACUGUUUGACUUUUUUUUUUUUUUUUAAAGGCCCCAAUAUCCCAUUUUUUGUCAGUCUACAAGACAUACGGAGUUUGAAAUUGGGCAUCAGGACCCUGUCUGCCACUGGUGAGGAGGCAGAUUACUUCCACGGACUGACAAAGUUGUGUGUCUUCAAUGUGCUGUACAGAUGUACUCACUUGCCAGGCUCCAGGUUUUCCUUUUGGGUAAAUCUUGCGGUCAGUGUUAGACCUUGAAUGCAAGAUGCUAAAAACCCUUUAACAGUGCGGACUUUUUCUUCAGAAGAUGGGUGAUGAUGACACUGUCAGCACCACCACCGUCCAGAACAAACACGCACACAGUGUUUCUCUGAUGGGCCUCUUAACAUUUCUGUUGAAUUUGAGAGAAAUCAAAGGAAGAUCCCAACUGGAAUUUAUUAGGUGACAUAUAUCCCCUUCUCUGUCUCCAUCCAGGACUACUGCUUUGUUGUCCUGCAUGGAACACAAUGAAACUUGGAGGUUUCGAGCUCUCAGAACUGACACUAGAAUCAAGAGGACUUUCCCCUUUGCAGAAAGGUGGAGAUGAAUGUUGGUUUUCCCCUCUGCUACUUAACGAUCUAGCCAGGGCUGUAGCAUUUAUUGCAUUUGCUAGCUGUGAUCUUAGGCUCAUUAAGACUCUUUGUAGAUAGAGCAUCCCAAUGCAGCGCUAAUGUGAUUUUUCUGAGCAAUGUCCUGUCUUGCGGACGUGUCAGAAUUGACUCUACUGGCUCCAAUUUGACCCACAGAGUUCUGGUUUCUGUAAUCUUGUUUGCUGUCAAGAAUCUCCAAGAUUCCUUUUCUUGAUGCUGGAUCUUCCAGGAUGUGGCCAUGACAUUUGGAUCUUCACGUGCUAUUUAGCAACCCUCCAGCAGAUUGGUGGAAUCUGUCUGAUGAGGGGGGAGAGGGAGUUGACUUGGUAAGAAAAAAGUACUUAUAAAAAGGUUGUGCAAAAUCUUGCCUGUAAUCAUCCACAGAAGAACUCAAACCACCAACUUACAUGAGUGAACUGUGCUUUUUGGCUUGACAUUGAUGCAAGGUCACUUUCACCUCAAGGCCUCCAUUCCAGGUAUUCCGGAACACUGCUUAGAAUUGAAGUCUGGUGGCUUAUGCUCAGCUCUGUGAAAAUGUACCUAAGUGAUAUCCUAGCUGUUGGUGACAGGCCAACAUGUCACUUGCUACCUGAUGAUGGUGCUGAAGUUCUUGAAUUAUUUGAUUGAAGCGUUUCUUCCAUUUUAGAGAACAAGUCCAUAGUGACUCCUGAGCUUAGUCACAAAGCCUGAUUAAAACCACUGAAAUAAAUGCCCAUAUUCAUGCACCUUUUGUCUGUGAAGUUAAUCUCUCUGAUGACGUUCGUGUUGUCAGGAAGGCUUCAUGUGCUUGUACAGCAGUCUGAUAUGACUUCUGGCCUUAUCCUAAGUUUUCAUCUAGGGCUGGGGCAAAGGUCUGUAAUGACCAUGAAAUCCACUGUGGUGGGAUCUGUUUUCCCCAAAACAUGUCUGUGUGCUGGGAUGUUUAUUUGUUUGCUCAGAAUAGUGUAUGUAACAGGUUGAGGCUUGCUUCACCUCGCAGACGCUUACCUCCAUGGGAUUGGUAUCGAAAUCUGCGGUAGUUUGUGCCUCAGCUCUUUGGAAUAUGGUAAUAAUCUCUACGUUGGGCAGCAGUUCAAAUGGACUUCAGACUGCCUGUCUGCUCCAGAACUGAAAAGGUAGCUCUGCCAGUAGUGAUGAGAGCACUAGGCUAUAUUUAUAGCCUCCCUCUGAAAUCUUCAGUUCCAGAUGUGGCAGAGCUGGCCCUUUCAUCAAACAUGAUAUUGUUACAGGCUGUAUUUCUCUAGUUGCUUUUCAUGUACGUUUCUGAGACCGGCCUAAAGGUAAAUGAGCAAUGUGCACAUGAUACACAGUAAAAAAGAGAGAGAAGCUACUUGCCCCUCCAUGUGCAUGUGUGCACAUGUUUGGAUUUCUGUUUUUGGUGUGGUGUUUGCCUCUCUUACUCUGCCAUCUCUCCCCUUAUUCUGAUAGUCUUUUGCAUUUGUGCUUCAGUAGUUGGAAGGAAAUUAAGAAAUAAAACACAGUGCGUACAUGCUGACUGGGUAGUACUUGCAUAAAAAUCUCUGAUGUACUUAGAAGUACAUUUCCAUCCACAGUGGGAUGUGUAUAUGGACAAAAUAUUGUGAAGUUACUGUAAGUAACUUGUCUUGUGCACUCAGGAAGAGAAGAUGACUCUUAGUUCUCUACAGUUCUUCUGGCUCUGCAGCACUCUGCGGCAGGGAAAAUGAGUGAAAACUUGUCUUGCAUUAAAAUAAGAAAUUACAGCAUCGAUUUACAUGCCUCAUGCUUUAGAAAGCUAAACUCUUGUCCUUCACCAGAAAUAACUGGGUUGAAGAACUGCCAACUAUUCUGGAUUUAUCAGGGACACCACCACUAUUUUGGUUCCUCUUUUUAAGAGCUUCUAUGAAAAAGGAAUAAGCUUCCAAAGAUACACAGUUAAUGUUUGUCUGCACAAGUUCCUUAUACCCUAGGAGGAAAAAAUGCACUUAGUCAGCUGUGAGUAAGAUUCUUCCUCAGUGACUCCAGGACUUCUCCAACAAAUAUUUUUUCUUACAUUUAAUAUUAGCAGGAUUUAGUUUUAAAUUUCUGUGCUCUUUAUGGUUCUUGUUAUCUUGCUUCAUAUAAUUACCAAAUUAAAAUGACA